Messenger RNA from Stylonychia lemnae, 2949 nucleotides. The record is from the annotation of a GenBank genome assembly. Lineage: Eukaryota; Ciliophora; Spirotrichea; Sporadotrichida; Oxytrichidae.
AUGCAUCAAGCAAAAAGUUUUGAAAGUACAUUGACUGAUUAAAGACAGUCUUCAUCACCUAAAGGGAGACCUGCCAGAAAGCAACAAUCUACUCUGGAAAGGAUCUUGAAUAAACCUCAGAAAAAUAGAACUGAUGGAGAUCUGGAAAAACUAGUACCGCUUAUCAAAUAAAUCGAAUUUUUCAUUGAAAGAGAUGUUAAAGAUUCUGAUUUCACCGAUAUUGUCUCUUGCUUAACGUAUGAAUUUAAACCUUCAGGCAAAGACGUUUUUGAAUACGGUAUUAUUAUUUUCCGAUUAUUAUCUACUGCAUUAGGUUCGAUUGGUGAGAAAUUUUACAUUAUACUUCAAGGGACAGUGAGUGUCAUGAUACCAAACCCUGACAUUAAAGAUUUCAAAAAGAGAUAUGAAGAAUUCAUGUAUCAGAAGCAAAAGGGAACUGACAAGUCAUCAGAUAAAUCACAGUUAGAAUUACACCAUAGAGAUUAAAGGAAAAAUACUUUGAAAAUAGAGGAUGAAAGCAAGAUGCAGGAGAUGAAAUUAUUACUUAAGAAUAAGCAGCAAGAAUGGGCAAGCACAAUGAGACCCAGUGGUAUCAGCAAUGAUUCACUCUAAAAAUUUAACAUACAAGAGAACUAAAUUGAUCUCAGCAAAAAAAGCUAAGGAACAUUAGAGAUUGAUGGAGAGCUCAGCGAAACAUAUGAUUAAGAAAAUGAAGACUUGAUAAUUGAUAACUAAAACUCAAAGAUAGAAAUUGUAAUUAAUAAUGAAGAAAAGUAGCCAAGGAGUAGAAAUAGAUCAUUCAAGAAGGUUAAAUCAAUCAAGGAAGACCUCCCUCCUUUAUUUAGUGAAUUUACUUAACUAAAAGCAGGAAAGUCAUUCGGAGAAUUAGCGCUUAUUAAAAAUAAGCCAAGAGCUGCUACUAUAAAAUGCACUGAGGACUGUCACUUCGCAGUCAUGUCGAAAACCGAUUAUGAGAAAGUAUUGCAGAAGAUCGAGCUUAAGAAAAUGCAGAAAAUUAUAGAUUUUCUGCACCAACUGCCAUUUUUCAAAGUAUGGACGAAGACUUCAUUAGGUAAACUUCAUUAUUCCUUCGAAGAAAGAUUAUUCAAGAGAAACUAAGUUGUAUAUAGAGAAGGAGAUGCGUCAGAAAUGGUUUAUAUCAUUAAAAGCGGAGAGUUUGAGGUGACCAAGAGAUUCGUCAAGCAGACAGUUAGAGAAAUCGAUGUGACGUCAUAUAUAGGUCCUAAGGCAAAUUAGAAAAAUGAGCAGGAACUAAAUCUCAAUAGUGAGACCACUGAGGAUGACUCUUAUGAUAAAGUAGUUAAAAAUGGGAGAGAUAAAUCUCAAAAAGGCUCAAAGCAUUAAGUACCUUAAAUCUAGCUAGCAAGUAGACUGAGAAAUACUGAGACAUUCAAGAUUUUGUUGCUAGGACCAGGCUAAAUGUUUGGAGAGGAUGAUGUUGUCCACGAAAGACCAUAUUCGUAGACUAUAAUUUGCAGGUCAAAUACAGGAUUAACAUUUGCAAUGAGGGCUAACGAGUUUUUUAGAAAACUCAAGAGCAACGAAGAAUGCUGGAAAAUAAUCCUCAAUUAAGUGCUUUAGAAGGAUAACUAGAUGAGAAGUCGCAUGCUCAAAAUAGAUUAAGUCUUUCAUAAAGAAAUCACUAAUCCUAUUGUGGAUGGAAACAGCUCUCAAUCAAGAGCUAAAUAGGUAUAAUAUCCAAAUAUACUCUAAAAACAUAAUUUGAAAGUCACCUAAAAGAGACUCGAUGACUUUAGAGAAACAAUUGGAGAAAUAAUUAAGAAACAGAAGAACGAGGGUUUAAUUAUAGAUCCUAAUGAGUAGUAUGCAAGUAUUUUACAAAGCUAGAGUCCAGUUAGAAAAACAGAAUAAGAAUUAAAUGAUAGCAACCAAAGUCCAAGCAGCAAGACUAUAAAUAAAUCUACUUUCAUAGCAAAGCCUAAUAAAAUAAGUUUGGAUUAAUCACCUGAAAAGUAAUCUGUGAUUACCAUAAAAGAAACCAAGAAAUCAAGAAAUCAAUUGACUCCAGACAUAACGAGUAAAUAAACUGUAACUUCUUCAAACAACUUUAAGUACAUGUAAUCAAUCUACAAUGAAUUAAACACUAUCAGCAAUCCUAUUAUCUAGUAGAUUAAUCCAAAUAGCUCUUAGUACUAAGAAUCUAAUAUAAAGAUAGAGGACUAUGAUUAGAGAUAAGCAUGGACAUCCUAGAAUUACCGAACUCAAAUUAAUAGAACUAUGAGCGUUAACUCUAGGCCUAUCAAUGAACUUACAAGGCAAAGAAUAAUCAUGAUGAAAACUAGCCAACAGAAGUUUAGAGCAAAUUAGAUCAAUUAAAUAUUAGGGAGCUCUGCAAAGCUAGGAGGAGUGGUAGGUGGUGGACUAAGCUAAAUGAUGAGUGGCUUGUCUCCAAUGCGUUCUUAAGUUAUGAACCAUACUAUAAACUAUGAAGGUAGAAACUAGUAUAUGUCAGUAGCACACACUCUAAAGCCGACUAGUCAGAGUAUUCUAUCAAGCAUUGUAGCACCUCAUUUAUCUAAUUAAGUGCUUGCUCCUCAUAUAGCAUAGAAAAUCUAUCUCAAGAACAAGCUACUAUCCAUUUAAAGAGGUCUAACUGGAUCAAGCCUUGAAGAGAGCAAAAGUAGAAGCAGAAGUUUCAUGAACAAGAGAAUGAAUAGAUCAAGAUUGCAAUAAGAUCGAACGAAUUUGAACUAAACCAUAAAUGCUGGUUUUAUGCCUAACGCCUAUAUAUAGUUGAACAAAAGCAGCAGUGAUGUGCAUCAGGUAAGCACUGGAUCUACUGGCAUCCAGAAGUUUACAAAUGAACAAAUACAGCAGCAGCAUAUAGAAAUGCAGAAAUUAAAAGUAAAUACCCCUUCUACUUUAAUUAUAAAGCCAAUAAAGUUAGAGAAAAACUGUCUUCUCUGA